Messenger RNA from Mollisia scopiformis, 1147 nucleotides. RefSeq lists its product as uncharacterized. The transcript has 2 exons. Lineage: Eukaryota; Fungi; Ascomycota; Leotiomycetes; Helotiales; Mollisiaceae. The coding region runs from base 173 to 904 and encodes 243 amino acids. The record is from RefSeq and is a predicted model, not a curated record.
CUACUCCCGGCUUGGAGCCGAUUUCUACAAAAUCCCCAUCCUCCCAUUCUUUCGCCGACCACCAUCCUGUUGAUUUACCACCCUUAAUACUUUUUCAACUUCCAUCCACUCUUUGUAUCUUCGAUACACCACGCUCUUUAGCAUUUCCUCUUCGUACAAGUAAUCUUCAAUCAUGCGUUUCUCUACCGUCUCUGCCGUCUUGGCCUUCGCCGCCUCGACCUACGCCCAAACUGCUGGUUUCGAUCCCAUCACCGCACCAACUCAAGAUCAAGAUGUGGCUGCUGGUUCGACUCUGGAUAUCAUCUGGGAGCCUUCUGCGAAUUACACCGGAACUAUCUCAAUCACACUCCUCGAGGGUGCUACUCCAGCCACUCUGAGCCUGGGUGAUGUUGUUAAGGCUGGUAUCGAAAACUCUGUCGGAAAGUACAGCUGGGCCAUCCCAUCUGAUAUUGCUUCCUUCGCGACCUACGGAUUCAAGCUCACCCUCGACUCCGAUACCACCAUCUUCCAAUACUCGUUCCCCUUCCACAUCACCGGCGCCUCUUCCACCUCCUCAGGAAGCGUGACCGCAGUCUCCACCAAGACAAUGAUCCUCAGCACCGGAACUGCGUACACCCCAUCCUCCACACCUACCUCAUCCGCCAACAUCACAUCUGUCGUCAAGACUGCUUCCUCAAACGCUACCACCAUGUCAACGGCCACCUCCGUCAAGCCAACCGGAAACUCAACCUUGACCUACAUUACCCCCACCACCACUGGCGCUGGAAGCACUGCAUCCAAGACCGGCUCCGCAACCACGACAUCCAGCGGUCCAGCCUCCGCAACCACCAACGCCGCCGUCGCCAACAUCGCAUCAGGCAGCAUGGCACUGUUCGGAGGAUUGAUCCUUGCCUUUGCUUUGUAAGAGAAAGAUGAAUAUCGAGCUGUGUGGUAAUAUAAUCGUACAAGUACAGAAAAACACCCUCGGGGGAUGGAUGCAUAUACCGGAUUAUCUCAUGCUACGGCGUUUGUCUCUGAAGUCAUUUUGUACAAUACCCGGAUUCUCUGAGAGGUAGCUGAACUGUGUUGUUAUUGAGAUGAGAUGUUUGUAUCGAAUGAUGGACAUGAAAAAUGAAAAAGCAAGCAAGCUAAAUUACAUAAUUUCUAU